GUUGCGUGAAUCUAUCACGCAUGCGUGGUUUGUAUUCUACGUGUGCCGCAGAGAGGCGGAAGCGGCGCUCGGGAGACUAGGAAUAGAGGAGCGAGAGCAGCAUCCCGGAGACAGUCAGCAUGGUGAUCUCAGAAGCUCCAGACGUCCUAUUUAGGAUACGUGGCGGGCUGAAUCUGUCAUUUCCAUUGGCCACAGCUGAUGAAUCCUCCUGCAAGAAGGCCCUGGUGAAAGCGCUUGGUAAUCUUUCCUCUAAGCUUCUGUCUGAAUCCUUGGUAUUCCACGUCAGCAGAACUUCAUUGUACGUAUGGCCUAACUCCGGAGUCAACACAUCACCCCGCGACCUGACAGAUGACUCCCCUUGCAGAGAUAUCUUCAGUUUUAUUCAAAAUGAUGAUGAUGAUUCCAGACGCAGAUCUUCCAAAAAGAAGGAGAAAAAGUUGCAUGAAACGCAGCAGGUGGUGAACCUCAGCCCCAUGUUUGAAAUGUCGACGUCUUCUAAAGCAGUGGCUCCAACCAUUAAAUACGACACCCAGUGUCAUCAUCUUGUGAACGUCACCCUGCCCAUGGAUACGGCUGCGUCUGUCCCUGCAGAAGAGAAGUGGGGCAGGGUACUGAAGAUCCUUGUGAACAAGCUUACACAGCAGCUGAUUGACAUGGAGAAGUGCCUGCUGAAAUAUAUGAAAGGAACUGCCAUUUGCGUGGCUGAACCAUUUCACUUCAUGUUACCCGGAAGGAGAGAACUGGUCACUGUGGUGUAUCCUGCAGGAGCGGCCGAGUCUCAGCUAGAAGAUUAUAGGAAGGUGUUACAUGGUGAGUUUAACGUGCCCCUCGACAGGCCAUAUUUCAAAAGAGCCAAUGCCUAUCAUUUUCCAGAUGAGCCGUACAAAGAUGGAUAUCUUCGAAACACACAUGUACACCUAAACCAUCCAUCUCUGGAGGGAGGCAUUCUCUCCAUGGUACAGGGAAUCUACAGUUACCAUCACUACAUGCAGGACCGUAUGGAUGACAGUGGCUGGGGCUGUGCCUACCGUUCUCUCCAGACCAUCUGUUCCUGGUUUAAAUACCAAGGUUAUACCGACAGAUCCAUUCCAACACACAGGGAGAUCCAGCAGGCUCUGGUUGACGUUGGAGACAAGCCCUCAAGCUUUGUUGGAUCCCGGCAAUGGAUUGGCUCAAUAGAGGUACAGCUGGUGCUUGACCAGCUGCUCGGUGUUACUUCAAAAAUUAUGUUUGUAAACCAGGGCUCAGAACUGGCCUCCAGAGGGAGGGAUCUUGUUACUCACUUCCAGACGGAAGGAACUCCAGUGAUGAUUGGGGGAGGUGUGCUGGCACAUACGAUUCUUGGAGUGAAUUGGAGUGAGACAACUGGAGAUAUCAAAUUCCUGAUUUUAGAUCCACAUUACAAAGGAGCGGAGGAUCUACAAACCAUUGUGGAAAAGGGAUGGUGCGGAUGGAAGGGAAACGAUUUCUGGACUGCCGAUGCUUAUUACAAUCUCUGUUUACCUCAACGACCUGUAGUCUUUUAAUACUGGUUAACGGUUAAAGGGGUUGUCUGGGUAUUUAAUAGUGAUGACCUAUCCUCAGGAUAGGUCAUCGAUAUCUGAUCGGUGGGGGUCAGACGCCCAGGACCCCCCACUGAUCAGCUGUUUGACAAGGCUGCGUCACUGAGUGCCACAGUGUCUGCCUAGGACAGUGACGUCACAUUCAUCAGUCACACAACCUAGGACAGGGAUCAGCAACCUUCGGCACUCCAGCUGUUGUAAAACUACGACUCCCAGCAUGCACACUUGCUUAGCUAUUUUCAGAACUCCCAUAAAAGUAAAUUAGCAUGCUGGGAGUGGUAGUUUCAACACAUCUGGAGUGCCGAAGGUUGCUGACCGCUGCCCUAGGAGCAUCUAAGUCUCAAUAUCAAGCACAGCCUGUAUCCAGUGGACAGUGCUUGAUAUAUUUUGGAGGAGGCUGUGAUACUCAAUCUGCGGCCCUCCAGCUGUUGUAAAACUACAACUCCCACAAUGCCCUGCUGUAGGCUGAUAGGGCAUGCUGGGAGUUGUAGUUUUGCAACAGCUGGAGUGCCACAGGUUGAGCAUGCCUGCUCUAGGAGGACGGAGGGGAGUCAGACUCCUACCAAUCCUGAGGAUAGGCUCUAAAUAUUACUCAGACAAUCCCCUUUAAUUUAAGGUUAUUUUAAUAUUUUGUUGUAUCAACAUUUUUUGAUUUGCAAGAUAAAUAAUUAAAGGGGGAAUCUGCUGUCAAUAAUA
Bufo gargarizans (Asiatic toad) is the source of this 2258-nucleotide messenger RNA. It is a transcript of the gene UFSP2, whose product is annotated as UFM1 specific peptidase 2. The transcript is spliced from 12 exons. The coding region runs from base 120 to 1526 and encodes 468 amino acids. NCBI's taxonomy places the organism in Eukaryota, Metazoa, Chordata, Amphibia, Anura, Bufonidae. The record is from RefSeq and is a predicted model, not a curated record.